This is a messenger RNA of Pediculus humanus corporis (human body louse), 1137 nucleotides long. RefSeq names its product voltage-gated channel, putative. Gene Ontology annotation, biological process: protein homooligomerization; potassium ion transmembrane transport. Bases 1 to 1137 code for a protein of 378 amino acids. Lineage: Eukaryota; Metazoa; Arthropoda; Insecta; Psocodea; Pediculidae. Gene Ontology annotation, cellular component: membrane; voltage-gated potassium channel complex. The record is from RefSeq and is a predicted model, not a curated record. The transcript is spliced from 2 exons. Gene Ontology annotation, molecular function: protein binding; A-type (transient outward) potassium channel activity.
AUGGCCUCGGUCGCCGCUUGGCUGCCCUUUGCCCGGGCGGCGGCCAUCGGCUGGGUUCCUAUCGCCACCCAUCCUCUCCCACCGCCACCGAUUCCGAAAGAUCGGAGAAAAGCCGAUGACGAAAAAUUACUGAUAAACGUGUCGGGGAGAAGAUUCGAAACGUGGCGAAACACCCUUGAAAAAUAUCCAGAUACUCUAUUAGGAUCCAACGAAAGAGAGUUCUUCUACGACGAAGAAUACAAAGAAUAUUUCUUCGAUAGGGACCCAGAUAUAUUUAGGCAUAUCCUUAAUUACUAUCGCACUGGUAAACUUCAUUAUCCGAAACACGAAUGUCUCACUAGUUACGAUGAAGAAUUGGCUUUUUUCGGCAUAUUGCCAGAUGUAAUCGGAGACUGUUGCUACGAAGAUUAUCGCGAUAGAAAAAGGGAAAAUGCCGAAAGACUCAUGGACGAUAAACUAUCGGAAAACGGUGAUCAAAACCUACAGCAACUCACAAACAUUCGUCAGAAAAUGUGGAGAGCAUUUGAAAAUCCUCACACGUCAACGGCGGCAUUAGUUUUUUAUUACGUUACCGGAUUUUUCAUUGCCGUUUCCGUUAUGGCAAACGUCGUUGAAACGGUACCGUGUGGAAACCGGCCAGGUAGAGCGGGUACCUUGCCCUGCGGUGAAAGGUAUAAAAUUGUGUUCUUCUGUUUAGACACCGCUUGUGUUAUGAUAUUCACGGCCGAAUAUUUACUCCGACUAUUUGCGGCACCCGAUCGUUGUAAAUUCGUACGAAGUGUCAUGAGUAUAAUAGACGUUGUUGCCAUAUUACCUUAUUAUAUUGGUCUCGGUAUAACGGACAACGAUGAUGUUUCCGGUGCUUUUGUUACAUUAAGAGUUUUUCGAGUUUUUCGAAUUUUUAAAUUUUCAAGGCAUUCUCAAGGACUCAGGAUUCUUGGGUACACAUUGAAAUCAUGCGCAUCCGAACUUGGAUUUCUCGUUUUUUCAUUAGCUAUGGCCAUUAUUAUAUUUGCCACGGUCAUGUUUUACGCCGAAAAAAAUGUCGACGGCACGAAUUUCACAUCGAUUCCAGCUGCUUUUUGGUAUACUAUUGUUACAAUGACAACAUUGGGUUUUCUCAAAAGAGUCUUUUGA